AAUGUGAAUCAAAAAGCCUUAAGUCUUCAGCUGUAUUGCAUGGUGUAAGAAGAUACCUUUAUUUGGGCAACUAAAUUCAGGCAAAAAUGUCUGCAGCAUGCGACUUCGUUGCACUCCACACUGGGCAGAAGAUGCCUCUCAUAGGACUGGGAACUUGGAAAAGUGAACGUGGCCAAGUGAAAGAAGCAGUGAAAUACGCCCUAAGUGUGGGUUAUUGCCACAUCGAUUGCGCAGCAGCUUACAGCAAUGAAGCAGAGAUCGGUGAGGCUUUCCAGGAAUGACUUGGGUCAAGUAAGGUUAUUAAAAGGGAGGACCUGUUUGUAACAUCAAAGCUCUGGAAUACCAAGCACCACCCAGAAGACGUAGAGCCAGCUCUAAGGAAAACACUUGGAGAUUUGAAACUGGAUUACCUGGACCUCUACCUCAUGCACUGGCCUCACGCCUUUGAACGAGGGGACAAUCUCUUCCCAAAGAAUCCUGAUAACACGAUGCGUUACGAUUACACCGAUUACAAGGAUACCUGGAAGGCUAUGGAGAAGCUGGUAGAAAAAGGUCUUGUGAAAGCCAUUGGGCUGUCAAACUUCAACAGUCGUCAGAUUGAUGAUAUACUAAGUGUGGCUGCUGUCAAACCAGCUGUGCUCCAGGUAGAAUGCCAUCCUUACCUCGCUCAGAACGAGCUGAUAGCUCACUGCCAGAAACGAGGACUGGUUGUCACUGCCUACAGUCCCCUUGGUUCUCCAGAUCGCAUGUGGAAACACCCAGAUGAGCCUGUGCUUCUAGAAGAACCUGGGAUCAAAAAACUGGCAGAAAAAUACAGCAAGUCACCUGCACAAAUCAUCCUCAGGUGGCAAGUGCAGCGUAAAGUGGUUGCCAUUCCCAAGAGUGUCACUCCUGCUCGCAUUCAGCAGAAUCUCCAGGUGUUUGAUUUCAGCCUCACAGAAGAGGAGAUGGGCCACAUUGGAAGCCUGAAUAAAAACUGGCGUUACAUUGUGCCAAUGAUUACGGUGAAUGGAAAGCUAGUAGCAAGAGAUGCUGGACACCCCCAUUAUCCCUUCAAUGACCCCUAUUAACUACUAGAAAAUAAGGUGUUCUCUGCAUGCUCUUCCACAAAGUAAUUGUUGCCACAAUUUGUCAAAAAACCUGUCCAAAUAAAACCUUCCUUCCUGAGUAGGUUUACUUA
Pygoscelis adeliae (Adelie penguin) is the source of this 1180-nucleotide messenger RNA. RefSeq names its product aldo-keto reductase family 1, member A1 (aldehyde reductase) (gene AKR1A1). Gene Ontology annotation, cellular component: cytosol. Gene Ontology annotation, biological process: aldehyde catabolic process. The transcript has 9 exons. Gene Ontology annotation, molecular function: aldose reductase (NADPH) activity. The record is from RefSeq and is a predicted model, not a curated record. NCBI's taxonomy places the organism in Eukaryota, Metazoa, Chordata, Aves, Sphenisciformes, Spheniscidae.